This is a messenger RNA of Dreissena polymorpha, 2716 nucleotides long. RefSeq lists its product as uncharacterized. Gene Ontology annotation, molecular function: DNA binding. Lineage: Eukaryota; Metazoa; Mollusca; Bivalvia; Myida; Dreissenidae. Bases 1385 to 2287 code for a protein of 300 amino acids. The transcript is spliced from 2 exons. The record is from RefSeq and is a predicted model, not a curated record. Gene Ontology annotation, cellular component: nucleus.
AUGACUGUUUCAAUUGUAAUUAGGGCACCAAGUGAUACAUUUUUUGCACAAGAAAUUGAGUAAGUCAUCAAACCUUAGAAACAUGUUCAGAAAUCAAUAUGUUUUUACAUGGAAAAAUUUCAUCUUAUCAAGUACCAACGGUUGUUAGUUCAUAUUGGACUUUAUUUAAAAGAUUUGUUUACCAAUAUUUAUAUUUUUGGAAAAUUUUAAGUUAAUGUUUUUAUGCCCCCGGUAGGGUGGCAUAUAGCAGUUGAACAGUCUGUCAGUCCGUCUGUCUGUCAGUCCAUUUGUUCGAAAACUUUAACAUUGCCCAUAACUUUUGCAAUAUUGAAGAUAGCAACUUGAUAUUUGGCAUGCAUGUGUAUCUUAUGGAGCUGCACAUUUUGAGUGGUGAAAGAUCAAGGUCAAGGUCAUCCUUUAAGGUCAAAGGCCAAAUAUAUGGCUUCAAAGCGGCACAGUAGGUUGCAUUGUGUUUCUGACAAACACAUCUCUUGUUUAUUGCAAAAUUAUAGAAUUUAUAAAUUGAUCAGACACAAUUAUAACAUGUUAAAAAGUUAAUAUAAAAAUGAUCAGCAUUAGAUCCUGGGACCUUUAAGAUAACACAUUUCACAUAUAGAGCGGGUGAGGGUAAUUCCAGAUGGAGGGUCUGUACCGAACAUUUUUUCCAUAACGUCAUAACAUGUGUCAAUGACGUAAUCGAAACUUGCAAACCCGCGCUUUUGUUAAAAAAAUCCAGCCUCUUUUGCUUCCUCCAUUACUUGGCAAGACGUCGUUGGUAUUUUCCUGACAAAAAUCGAUCAAGUAAGUAUACCGUUUUUUGUUAAGAAAAUUACACGAUAUGAUAAGAUGACUCAUUGUAUUAGUUAAGGUAUGAUAACCGAUCUUUGCUUGUUUAAGGUUUGUAAAAUGGUUUAAACACAGGUUAACGCAUGUGACUACACCUUGCUGUAUAAUAGUGAUCGAUAAAUGCGGAAUUGUUGACAUGUUGGAGUGUUCGGAAAUACACCUGCUAAAGUAUGUCUAAAGUCUAAUUCCGGACAUAUUUAUCUUCCACAUCUAUCUAAAGCAACUUUGGCUAUGUAUGUCUAGAUCUAGUUCUCCGGUUAUUUAAUGAUCUCGAUCAAUUUAUGAUGUAUGUAUCCAUUGCAACAGGCAUGAGCAGAGCAAUCGAAGCUUGGAAAUAUACCCCAGAAACAAUUGCAGAAGCCUCUAAACUGGUCUAGAAUGGCAGUAUUUCGCUUAACGCAGCUUCCAAGUCCUAUGGCAUACCUAAAAGCACUUUGCACGAUUUUGUUAAGGGGAGGUAUGCAACAAACCGACAAGGGCCUAGAACUGUUCUUACUGAGGCUGAGGAAACUCGCCUCGCUGAUGGGUUGUUGGAAAAAUGUCAAGAAUAGGAUAUGGCCGUACAAGACAAGAACUGUAUUUGACAGUGAAGAAGAUUCUUGAAGACUCUAUUAAAGAUAACAAAACUGGCAAGGACUGGUACAAAGGUUUUGUUAAACGGCAUCCUCAGCUUGCAGAAAAAACACCAAUGCAGUUAGGCAAAGAACGUGCUGUUAUCACACCUGCGAAGAUUGAGAACUGGUUUCAGGAAUUAAGGUCAUUCCUAAGAGACGAGGUUCAGGAUCCAGACUUGAUCACAGACCCUAGUAGACUGUAUAACGCUGACGAGACUGGUUUCCCCUUAUGCCCCAAGAGCGGCAAAGUUUUGUCUGCGAAAGGUGCCAAGCAUGUCUACAACUACACCAGCAGCAACAAAUCCCAGAUGACCGUUCUUGUUUGUGUCAGCGCAGUUGGACACUAUAUCAAGCCUCUUAUUGUGUACCCGGAUGAACGCUCCCGUACAAAUGUCUUAGAGGGAUUCGAGGAUGCAGCGUUCGGUAGGUCGAGUAAUGGCUGGAUGGACAGCGAUGUGUUCUUGACAUGGCUAAAGGACGUCUUUAUUCCUGGUUUUGAUGAACGUAAUGUUAAACGCCCUGUACUUCUUUUUGUUGACGGGCACUCAACUCAUCUCACGUUAGGGGCCUCUGAUGUAUGUCGAGAAAACGGUGUCCACAUGUUUUGCCUCCUGGAACAUGCUUCGCACAUUAUCCAAUCCCUGGACUUGAGAAUAUUUGGUGUCUUAAAAGAGAAAUGGGGUCAAGAGGUUCAGAACUAUCAGAUUCUGAAUAUUCCAAACACCGUGACCAGGAAAAACUUUGCAAGCAUCUUUAAGGGAGCAUGGGAAAAGUCGGCUACAGUUGAAAAAGCUAUCAAGGCGUUCAAAUACAUUAUUUUGGACUAAGAUUUAUUCAUAUUGUCCAAUCAAUCAAUACUGACAAUGCUUUCACCUGGGGUAUCAUCAUUUAUUGCAUGCAAUUUUUGGUUUUCUUUUUUAAAUUGAAAUGUUAAAAAAUAGUACAGGUUUUUUCAUUGUUUGUAGAAAAUAUGCCAAUAUUUAUGUUAGAAUCUAGCCAGUACACACUGUUCAUAAUUUAGAAAAAAAACUGAUGGUUUUGACUUUGUUAUCAGCAGUGACCUUAAAGUAGACACUGUUUAUGAGGACAUUUAAACAUUUCAUGUUGUCAAUGAUGAAUACAACAUUUUAUAAGAUAACAUUAUCUUUCAGACUUGUAUGCUCUAACAUCAUCUUUUUUCCGGCUGAUUUUAUAGCAAUUAUUUGAUUGUAUUCCCAAUGACAAUGCCUUUUUUUCCCCAAAAAUCCUAGCAAAAA